CUGAUCAUUAAAGUCAAGAUCACAAUUAAUCCAAGGAAAUUUCUAAAGGAAUUUACAACUGUCGUACCUAAAUGUGACUAUUCUACCGUUCACCAGAAUAGACUUAUACCGAAGCAAGAUAUAUAGUUUACAGACAUCAGAAACAUGAAGACAUUAAAUGUAUGAUAUGGUGUUAUGAACAUAUUUAAUAACGUUGGUUCAAUAGUGUGUUGUCAAAAAAAGUCAUGGCAGCCAUCUCGUACUGUCCUAAACUAUCAGGACCGAAAUUCAAGAAUUGGAUUACGGCUGGGUUAGCUGUGUUGUUUACCAAAGAAGGUAUUGAGCCAACCGUUUAUGAUGAAAUAGAACGGUUUCAACAGAAAUGUUUGAGCGACAUUUGCAACAAUAAUGGACUUCCUGCUGGUGCCACGUGUUCUAGUUGUUGCACAGAAAAUGUUGUUGUUUGUCCAACAAAUAGAAUUUGUAAUGUAGGACGUGGGCAAUGCAGCUUCCAUAGAAAUUCUGCCACGCAGUAUCUUGCAUCUGGUUGCCCUAAUAAGAUAUGUCAUAAUUUUAAAAACGAAAUCCAGAGCGCUCAUAGAUUUUACGGUCCAUCCUAUAAAAACACUGAUGCUACCCAGUGGUGCAGCAACCCAUGGGAAGUUGCUAAAUGUUUCAUGCCGCCAGACGGAUACAAAGAUGUGACGAGUGCAGCAGAGACUGACUUCAAUGGAAUCAUCAGUGUUAUUAAAAACUAUAAAGAAUUUCAGUCAAAAGUGAACGACAACCUUUCGAAGACAAACAACAUAUUUGAACAGGGUAGAGAUGUAGGUAAACUUGUUCGACAUUCCGCAAGUUUGGAGGUUGAAGAUACAGAUCUACAGCAAUAUUUUAGUAUCUUACAGAAUCUUCUGUCAGAUCCUGCAUAUUUCUCUGCUAAUACAGCUGCGCGGAAUGCUAAAACGAAAUUAUCCCAGGUUGGUUUUAUUAUAGAUUUUUGGAAAAAUGCUUUUCAAUAUUCUAAGUUCCAUUAAUAUUUUAAUAGAAAUAAACAACUCAAGAAUUAUGUGUUUGUAGUCGGUCCCAAUCAAAAAUAUUCGAACUAUUUUUCCAGAGCUAUUUGUUUUUUGCAACGUAUCAUUAUGGGAAUGUUAAGAACAACGUAGUCAUGUAAUAAAGCGAGUUUAAAGAACUUUGUUUAUAUCGGGAAUUUUUACCUCGACUAUUCGAAGGGUAGUCCGAGCCGUAGGGUCUGUGUCACACCGUGAUAAACGUUUUGCAUGCAAGUACAUACAGCUAUCAUCUAAAGGCAUAAAGCUUUGAAACUUAUUUCUUUUUGUAGGUCACUUACCAAACUUUCUGGGUCAAAUUCCAUAACUCUGACAUAAUGUAUGCGAAUUAUG
Molecule: messenger RNA, 1382 nt
Organism: Mercenaria mercenaria
Lineage: Eukaryota; Metazoa; Mollusca; Bivalvia; Venerida; Veneridae
Exons: 2
Coding region: 225-1013 (262 amino acids)
Source: RefSeq, a predicted model, not a curated record